Messenger RNA from Tetrapisispora phaffii CBS 4417, 1464 nucleotides. RefSeq names its product ENTH domain-containing protein. Gene Ontology annotation, molecular function: clathrin binding; phospholipid binding. The coding region runs from base 1 to 1464 and encodes 487 amino acids. Gene Ontology annotation, biological process: endocytosis; actin filament organization. Gene Ontology annotation, cellular component: endosome; clathrin vesicle coat; plasma membrane. The transcript has a single exon. The record is from RefSeq and is a predicted model, not a curated record. NCBI's taxonomy places the organism in Eukaryota, Fungi, Ascomycota, Saccharomycetes, Saccharomycetales, Saccharomycetaceae.
AUGUCUAAUCAAUUUGUGCGUUCUAUGAAGAACGUGGUGAAGGGUUACUCGUCGACGCAGGUGUUGGUGCGUAAUGCGACUGCAAAUGAGGGCACGGGCCCUAAUAUCGACCUCUUGGCAGACAUUGCUGAGAAGACUUACGAUUCUGCGGAUUUUUUCGAGAUCAUGGAUAUGUUAGACAAGAGAUUGAAUGAUAAAGGUAAGUACUGGAAGCAUAUUGCCAAGUCGUUGACAGUUUUGGACUAUUUGGUUAGGUUUGGUAGUGAGAAUUGUGUGUUGUGGUGUAAGGAGAAUUUGUAUCUGAUUAAAACAUUGACGGAGUUUAGGUACGAAGAUGAGAAUUCUGGUGGUGUAGAUCAAGGUCAGAUCAUUAGGGUCAAAGCUAAAGAGUUGACUGCGCUUUUGAUGGACGAUGAAAGGUUGAGAGAGGAGAGAAGGUUGAACAACAGACGUGAUCGUAAUAGAAACCGUCGUCCUCCUGCCCGUAAUGGAAGUGACGAGGAUUUGCAAAGAGCCUUGGAAGAGAGUAGGAGAACUGCAGAAGAAGACGAGAGGAAAAGAAGGUUGAACCAGGACGAUUCCGAUUUGCAAGCAGCUUUACAAUUGUCGAAAGAAGAAGAAGAAUUGAAAAGAUUACAAGAAUUACAAAGUAGCAUGCAUAUGCAGCAACAACAACCUGUUUACUAUGAUGUAUUCGGCAAUCCAAUCUCUUAUGAGGAAUAUCUCCAAUAUCAAAUGCAACAAGAUCAAUUACAAAAGCAACAACAAAACGAAUGGUUACUACAACAAAAGCAACAGGACUUGCUAGCGCAACAACAACAGCAAGAAAUGUUAUUGCAACAACAACAAUUUUUAUUAGCUCAACAGCAACAACAAGCCUCCUAUUUGGCUCAGCAGCAGGCAAUGAUGCAACAGCAACAGCAAAUGCCAAUGCAAACCGGUUCAAACAACCCAUUCGCAUUGAAUAAUCAACAAACAAACAAUAAUAAUGUACAAGCAGCUUCAGAAUUGCCAGAUUUCACCAAACCACAAGCUCAAUCUUAUCAACCUGCUAAACUACCAGAACAAAUAGAAAUUCAACAACCCGUGCAACAGCCUGUACAACAACCAUUGCAACAAAAUAGAACUGGUAACAAAGAAAUGACAAACAAAUAUAAUGAAUUAAACCAAUUAUUGGCCUCUGGUACAGGUAUAGAUACAUUCGGUAACACUGGUGAAACACGUAUACCUGCUCAACAUACGCAAACUGGAACAUUCAUCAAUUCUCAAGGUACUGGUUAUAGACAACAAUCGGGCGAAUCAAAAGUUAACCCAUUCUUAUCCAACCAAUACACUGGCUUGCCAAGUUCAAAUAUCAUACCAACUCAAACCGGUUAUGGGUUUGGUAAUCAACCACAGCAGCAGCAAUAUCAGCAGCAACAACAACAAAAUAAUAAUCAAGGCGUUAGUUUGAUUGACUUAUAA